UCAACAAUGAGGUUCAUGAAUUUACAGUUUUUGAUCGAUCACAUCCAAAAUCUGAUAAUAUAUAUCAGGUGAUUAAUGGAUUGCGUCAUGAACUUAAACAAGUUGAGUGCUUUUCAAACAUGUGUUAAUAGAGUUUGGGGUAGCUAUAGAAUUGUAGAAGAUCUCUACUUAGAGAUGUGACGUGAUCUUGAAAUGUGACAAGUAAGUAAAGACUAAUUUGUAAGAGGUUCUAAUGGAGGGGCAUGGUCAAGCUGACAUACAUGACUGCACAAUUAAACUGAGAGUAAAUCCUCAAAAACAGAGAGACAAGGUGUGCAUUGGCUGCGGUGCUGGAUUUGGAGGCGAUAGGCCAACUGCGGCUCUUAAAUUGCUUCAGAGGGUCAAAAAUCUAAACUAUCUUGUACUUGAAUGCCUAGCAGAACGCACUCUGGCAGAUCACUAUCAAGUUAUGUUGUCUGGUGGUGAUGGUUACGAUCCAAGGAUUGCAGAUUGGAUGAAAUUGCUUCUUCCCUUGGCUAUGAAGAGAAAUAUUUGCAUAAUUACCAACAUGGGUGCAAUGGACCCCCCUGCGGCUCAGCAAAAUGUUAUAGAAGUAGCAGGCAGUCUGGGGCUGAAUGUUUCAGUUGCAGUUGCUUAUGAGGGUUCGGUAAAAGAGUCAGGAAUUAGCACGUAUAUGGGAGGAGCACCUAUUGUUGAGUGUCUGGAAAAGUACCAUCCAAAUGUCAUAAUUACUUCACGUGUUGCAGAUGCUGCCCUAUUUUUGGCUCCAAUGGUCUAUGAACUUGGUUGGAACUGGGAUGAUUUUCCAUUGCUAGCUCAGGGAAUACUGGCUGGUCAUCUUCUGGAAUGUGGCUGUCAACUUACAGGGGGAUACUUUAUGCAUCCAGGAGACAAAUAUAGGAGCAUGUCUUUCCAACAGCUUCUGAAUAUAUCACUCCCUUAUGCGGAAGUUGAAUGUGAUGGAAAGUUAACUGUAGCCAAGCCAGAAGAGAGUGGAGGUCUUUUGAAUUUCAGUACAUGUGCCGAACAACUUCUAUAUGAGAUUGGCAAUCCAUCAGCUUAUAUCACCCCUGAUUUGGUGGUUGACUUCAGCAACGUUUCGUUUUGCUCUAUAUCCAGCUCUAGGGUUUUAUGUUCCGGAGCAAAACCGUCUAUUCAAGGGGUGCCUGAGAAACUCUUGCAGUUGGCUCCAAAGGACUGUGGAUGGAAAGGAUGGGGAGAGAUUUCCUAUGGGGGACGUGAAUGUGUUCUGCGUGCUAAAGCUGCAGAAUAUCUGGUUCGGUCAUGGAUGGAAGAACUGUUGAUUGGUAUUAAUCGGCAUAUAGUUUCUUACACAAUUGGACUUGACAGCCUUAAAGCAUCCAGCAAUGGUAGCAAUUGUGUUGAAGAUAUUAGGUUGCGCAUGGAUGGACUCUUUGAGCAGAAGGAGCACGCUCUCCUAUUUGUUAAAGAAUUUACAGCUUUAUACACAAAUGGUCCAGCUGGUGGUGGCGGCAUCAGCACUGGCUACAAGAAAGAAAUUGUGCUUGAAAAACAACUGGUUGGGCGUGAAAAUAUUUUCUGGCAAACAGAAGUGACAUGCACUGAAGCAGUAAAAUUAGACAGCCAAUCAACAGAUCUUCAAAAGGAUCCAGCAGAGGCAUGUUCUUCGCCUCGAGUAACGUUGCCAUGUCCGAUAUCUGAUCAUGCAGACGAACUUUGCACAGGCUCCUUACCACCUGAAAUGGGUCAUUCUCCUAUUCCAUCUGGCCAGGAGAUUGCUCUUUACAAUGUAGCCCAUAGCAGAGCUGGAGACAAAGGGAAUGACUUGAACUUCUCUCUCAUUCCUCAUUGUCCUUCUGAUAUUGAGCGAUUGAAGAUGAUCAUCACGCCUGAAUGGGUUAUGAGAGUUCUCUCGGUUCUGCAUAAUUCGACUCGGUUUCAUUCUUCGAAUGCUGAUGAGAAGAGAAACGAGUGGGUAAGUGAAGAUGUGAAGGUUGAAAUAUACGAAGUUAAAGGUAUUCAUUCUUUGAAUGUUGUUGUUCGUAACAUUCUUGAUGGUGGCGUAAAUUGCUCGCGGAGAAUCGAUCGCCAUGGAAAGACCAUAUCGGAUCUCAUCUUAAACCAGCUAAUUGUUUUGCCACCUGAACAAUAAAGUAUCUUGCCUUCUGCCAUUGGAUUACUCUAUCUUUUCUUAAUGCUAACGAAGCUAGUUGAUUUAGGCUCGUUUCGGUCGUUACUAUAAAAGCUUUAAAAUCCAAACUUUGUUUUCUAAUGUCUUAAUCCUUUGUGACCAAGUGUGGAUUAUCCUUAAAUAAUACUAUUUGUUCUUACAAGUUACAUUUGCCUUUGCUCUAAA
Messenger RNA from Cucumis sativus (cucumber), 2338 nucleotides. RefSeq lists its product as uncharacterized. NCBI's taxonomy places the organism in Eukaryota, Viridiplantae, Streptophyta, Magnoliopsida, Cucurbitales, Cucurbitaceae. The transcript has 13 exons. The record is from RefSeq and is a predicted model, not a curated record. Bases 233 to 2134 code for a protein of 633 amino acids.